AUGUUUGGUCGGUCGGCCUCGAAACAAAGCGGAUUCACAGGUGCAUCGGGUGGGAGAGAAAAUCGAGGGAGGGAUCAGAUUGGUGGUAACCUGCGCGAACUUGGAAUCCUCGGCAGUUUAUCCUCAGAAUCUCGAUCAUUGCGCAGCCCUUUUAAGAGGAACAAACCACGAUCACCACAAACUCCAGUUCAGAACGACUGGGAUAGCGGGUUCGAUUAUCAACCUUCGUUUCCCGAAAAGAAUCACUCCAUCUCUGCUGGAACUUCUCGCUCAUUUCCCCAGCGAGCUCCUUCACAUCGUUCGGUUGCUUCGAUCAAAUCGUCUGCCUCUAGGGAUACUGUGAGACAGACCAGCCCGCGUUCAGCUACUGCAAUGUCGAGCAUGAUGAGCGCAGAUCGCACUCGUAACCGGCGGGAGCGCACUUUCGUCGGUAGCGAAUGCGCUGUCUGCGAGGAGCCGUUGGAGCACACGCUUCGAGGAGAGAGGAUUUUGCAGUUUUCUUGCGGGCAUGUUUCGCACGAGGCUUGUUUCUAUGAAUUCAUUCGCGAGUUCGAGUCGCAAUACUGCCCAUCAUGUAAUGCGCCGUUACAUCUGGACACCAGCCGAGGAGGCAAUGUCCUAGAUAUCGAAAAGAUCACAAGCAUGGUGCGAUCCGCAUCUACUAGCGAAAGAGAAUCGCAACAUACAACGCCCCCCUCAGGCCCUUGGGAGGAGCCAAUUCCCCAUCACAGAGGCCCGUCACAAAGCAAUGGACGCGAUAGUGGUACUCGAGGAAGUUUGAGGGACAGCCGCGAGGCGCCUUCGUCAUAUGGCGCACACUCUCGUCACGGCCGUAGCGAUAGCGAAGCCACUGGAGUUGCAUCCUCGGGAGGCUACCCUGAAACAACACAGAGCGGACCUGCCCGGCGCCACGAUUAUGAUCUUCAAGCCAUGGAGACAACGCCCACGAGCCCUCAGAGGAUAUCGCGUAACCCAAUUCCUGCACCGACAGUCACAGUCCGCUCGGAAUUCCCAACCAUAAGCAAGUCACGACAGCAGCAGACCUUGACCUGUCUCAUUACAGUUGAAGUGCCCGAUAAUAAGUGGAAACCAGAUCCAGAGGACCUUGGCUCCGUUGUGCCCGCUCCACCCACGCGCGGUGAAGACGCCUACGCCCAACGGCCGCCUUCACCAGCAAAGAGCAACAAGCCUCGCUUCUAUCCUUAUGAGUCGCCCGAAGUCUUGCAAGAGAUGACCGAGAACUUGCGCGACCGCGUGGACAACUGGCAUGGGCUGGACUUCAACAGGUUCGGAAAGCUUCGUCUUUACGGUACCUUGCGGGUUGGCAAGGACAAGGUGUCCUGGCAAGAGCUUGAGUGCUUUCUCUUUGCCGAGAUGCUCAUCUGCGUCAAGGAGAAGAGAAACAAUGCAGCGGCCCAGCAAUUGGACGAGUACGGUGCUCCGCGAAAGGCCACGCGUUGCACUCUCAAGGGUUCCAUUCUCAUCAAGAAGCACCUCAAUGACGUAGCAGAAACUGGCUCCAUUGACGAAAAUGUGCUGACCCUGAGCCUGUCUGUUUCAGAGCUCCCGUCUUUCCAUCUGCGAUUUGACAACCGCAACCAGCUGAAGCUUUGGCAACAGGCGCUCCGGGACCUCAAUGCAACAGAGGGUUCGCCUGUCCGGGGCCCCGACUAUGAGCGUGCUGAGACGUCCGAAACAGAUGAGGACGACUGGGGCCGCCAAGGUGGACCUCGCCGGGUGUCUGCUGCUUCUUCUGGCUGGGGCGGACCAAAGUCCACAACCACGGCCCCUACCGAGUAUACAACAUUUGCGAAGAGCCCGUUGUUUUCGUCGGUACAUGUGCCAAUUGAUGUCGUCGUGGUUGUUCCAAUCUCGUCAUCAAUGCAAGGGGUCAAGAUUAACCUUGUCAGAGACGCCCUGAAAUUCAUGGUUGGCAAUUUGGGCGAGAGAGAUCGCAUGGGACUAGUCACGUUCGGCUCUGGUGGCGGCGGUGUCCCCAUUGUCGGCAUGACCACCAAGGCAUGGCACGGUUGGAACAAUGUUCUGGCUUCCAUCAAGCCUGUUGGCCAAAAGAGCCACCGAGCUGACGUGGUGGAAGGCGCCAAUGUUGCCAUGGAUCUGUUGAUGCAACGCAAGCACAACAACCCUAUUGCCUCCAUCAUGCUCAUCAGCGAUGCCUCAACAUCCGAUGCUGAUAGCGUCGACUUUGUCGUUUCGAGAGCUGAGGCGGCCAAGAUUACCAUCCACUCCUUUGGCCUUGGUAUGACCCACAAGCCCGACACCAUGAUCGAAUUGUCAACCCGGACAAAGGCCUCUUACACCUAUGUAAAGGACUGGAUGAUGCUGAGGGAGUGUCUUGGUGGUUGCCUCGGAUCCAUGCAGUCACUGUCCCACCAAAACGUCAAGCUCAAGCUCAGGCUUCCAGAAGGCUCGCCAGCCAAAUUUUACAAAGUCAGCGGUGCGUUGCAAGUUACCAAGCGCGCCACAGGUCGGGAUGCCGAGGCUUCUCUUGGUGAUUUGCGAUUUGGCGACAAGAGAGACAUUUUGGUGCAACUGGUCAUUGUACCUGAUACGACAUCCCAGGAUCAGUUGCCACAAGACCCAUGGGAAACGAUCGUCUCUGGUCUUGAGGCCCUCGGUGGACCUAUGGACUCUGAUGACCAGAGGACCCUGUCCGUCGAAGAACUGCCCCUCAUCCAAGCAGAUCUUGUCUGGGGCGAUAUUCUGCGGGAGGGCACCAUGAUGCAUCUUCCCAGGCCCUCUCUGCUUGCAAUUACCAUGCUGCCACCUGUGGCAAGUUCAAGGAAGUCAUCCUGGCAAAACAACCCGCCUAUUCCUCCUCACCAGAGCAUUGUUCAGCGACGUAUGGAGUUGCUCACAUCGGAUAUGCUGACACGAGCAUUGACGCUUGUAUCAAGGGGUCAGCAUGACCGAGCUCAUACUCUUCUCAACGAAACACGUUCCAUAUUGAAGGGACUGGGCAAAGGUGGACUGCCGCCUGUCCCGCCUCCACCUGGCAAGGCGCCUAGCUUGGGCUUGGAACCCGAGUCCGCAACACCUGAUCGUAAGCACACGCCGUCGCCGACUGCCUCAGCGAAUGGGUCUGUAAACAAUGGCGUUGCCUCUAGUCGUCCCAAUGACGGCCUUGCAUUGAGUUCCUCUGGUGGCAUAGAUCCCGGCACCGUGGCCGCUCUCGACGCCGAACUCGAGGCGAGCUUGGAAUGGAUCAGCCACCCAGCUGUCUUUGGACGUGACAGUCGCAAACAGGUUCUGCAAGCCAUUGGCGUUAUUAGCAGCCAGCGCGCGUACACUUUCCGCACACCCAUUGAGAGCCUUUGGGCUUCAAGAGUAGGUGGUGUCAAGAAGCUGACCGACAAGAGCCGCGAGUGGAGAGAGGAAGCCUCGGGUGAAGGCAUCAUUGAAGAGCCAUAA
This is a messenger RNA of Pestalotiopsis fici W106-1, 3432 nucleotides long. RefSeq lists its product as uncharacterized. NCBI's taxonomy places the organism in Eukaryota, Fungi, Ascomycota, Sordariomycetes, Amphisphaeriales, Sporocadaceae. The coding region runs from base 1 to 3432 and encodes 1143 amino acids. The transcript is spliced from 3 exons. The record is from RefSeq and is a predicted model, not a curated record.